Messenger RNA from Paramecium pentaurelia, 1373 nucleotides. Lineage: Eukaryota; Ciliophora; Oligohymenophorea; Peniculida; Parameciidae. The record is from the annotation of a GenBank genome assembly.
AAUGUGUUGCUCAUCAAAAAAACCUAAAAGUGAGAUUGAUAAAAGUUAAAUAUCUAAACCUCCUCCAAGUGUUAUUAAUAAUCAAAGUUAAGUUCAAAAUUAAUAAGAAUCUUAAUUAGUUUAAAAUCAAAAUAAACCAAUGGAAGUCAAAGAAGUCAAUCUUAUGGUUAGUCAAAUUGAAAGUCCAAGAUCUAGAUAAUAAAAACUAUUUGAAAGUAAAGUUGAAGGAUUUAAAGAAAAAUAUGCUAAACUUCAAUAAGAUUCUACAGAAGUUCAAUUUAAUCAAAAACCUGUUGACCAAUUGAAAGCUAAAUUAUUAAAGGAACAAUUAAUAGAUCUUUAAUUUCCAAAUAAUGAGAUUAAAGGACCAAUGUUUUUAGAUGAUAAUAUAUCAAGUUAUAAGGAAAGAGGUGCUGAAUUUGCAAAUACGUUAAGAGAAUUUGAUGGAGAGAUAAGAAAUAUGAGAAUUGUACAUUAAACACCAUAUAACUCAUAUAGUUUUAUUGGACAUAUAAAAGAUAAAGGAUUAUAUUUUAUUAAGUGCUGGAAUUAAGUGAAUUUGACAAAAUUUCAAACUUUUCUCAUAAAUCUAGGUAAAUAAUAGCAGAAAGGUGAACAAUAUAAGAAAUAUCAUGCAUUUAAAGUAGAUCCACUAAAAGAUACUGAUUAAAAUAGUCCUAUUGGAUAGAUGUAUCUUAUUUCAACUCUAGAAGAUCAUAAUCUUUAUUCAUUUGCGUAAUUUAUUUAUAUUAUUAUAUUAAUUUAGAGCUUCAACUUAAUUUAAUAUUGAUUAGAAAUUGUAAGUGGCUCAUUAAAUAUUAACAUAUAUAGAUUAAACAGAUUUAAAAUCAUCAGGUUAUGGUAAUUCAUAAUUUUAAAAGAAAAUUAAAUUCAUAUCUCCAUCAAAUAUUUUAAUAUCAACUUAAAGAAAUAGAAUAGAUGUUAAGAUUUCAGAUUGGUAAUAACAUUUAAAAGAUUUUAAUGAUAUGAUUCCUGAUAUAGAAUUAAAAAAUAAUAAUUAUACUUCUUGUAGUGAUGAACCAGAUGAUUAAAGAACAUAUUUAAUAAAAUUAUUACUCUUAUUAUUUUUUAGAUUAAAUUUUAAGUAAGAAUAUAAUAAUAAUAUUUUUAGUUAAAUUGAAUCAUUUGGUAAUCUUGAUGGUACUGAUUAAUUAUCUAGAUUUAUUGAUAUAAAAUAAAUUAAUGCAGAUUCAAACUUUUAUAAAUCAUCAAAUUUUAGUAGAUAUAUUUAGAGUAAAAUUAAUUUGAUAGCAUAACCAAAUUAAGAGAAAUAUUAAAAAAUAUGGGAAGAAAUGAAAGAUAAAUAAAUAUAAGAAUUAUCAUUUUAUAGAUUAGAAAAAAGAGAGAAUUGA